Messenger RNA from Stylophora pistillata, 2423 nucleotides. Its product is annotated as leucine-rich repeat-containing protein 47-like. Gene Ontology annotation, molecular function: protein binding; RNA binding; phenylalanine-tRNA ligase activity. Lineage: Eukaryota; Metazoa; Cnidaria; Anthozoa; Scleractinia; Pocilloporidae. The record is from RefSeq and is a predicted model, not a curated record. Gene Ontology annotation, biological process: phenylalanyl-tRNA aminoacylation.
AUUAGCUAAGUCGAGACGUUUGUGAUCGAACAGAUGAGGACAAAGAGAUGAGUUGGCCUGAAGUUAAACAAGCUGACGAUGAACAUAGGUAUGAACUAGUUCUGAAUACCGCUUCAGUCGCUGAGAGAAUUGAUCAAAAUGGCCUGGACAAUAAUAUUUUCGAGCUAAACUUUCUCAAUUUUCUACAAAUAUCGAACACAACGUUGCUUUCUCUUCCGGUCGAAGUAGGGCAACUCUUAAAACUGAAAACACUGGAUUUGCACAAAAAUAGCCUACAGGAAUUACCAACUUCCAUAGGAUUGCUCAAGGACCUCAAAAACCUUGACUUAUCGGGCAACAAGUUGCAACAGGUUCCGUCAACACUGGCUGAACUGAAUUUGCUUCAGACGUUGAAUUUGAAUUGCAACCAACUAACGGAAUUGCCGAGUUUUGCACAUCUCGUCAGUCUAAUACGAGUCGACAUCGGUCAUAAUUAAUUGAAAGAACUCCCUCACGGAAUAUACGAACUGGAACACCUUUCAGAAAUCAUCGCUUCUAACAACCAGAUUACCAACAUCAGUGGGAAUAUCUCAAAACUGACAGCUCUCAAGGUACUGUCCUUGAAUGUGAAUAAGAUUGAAAUUCUUCCAUCAGAGCUAUCAGAGUGUCCUAAGCUGAAAGAUCUUCACUUACAAGACAACUCAAUUCAGGACAGGAGGCUUGUUAAGGUUAUCAAUCAAUGUUCUACCAAGGCAGUUUUAGAUUACAUUGCAACAAGAAGCAAGAAAGGGAAAGCUGGGAAAAAAGGAGGAAAAAAAGGGAGAGGUAGAAAAGUCAGUGAGGGAGCUGAUGAUGAAGUCAGUUCAGACCAGGCCUCGGCACAAGUUUUCAGCCAAGUGGUUAGAGUUCUGCACAGUGAAGAAUUUAAGGUUGUUUCUCAACCAAAUGUUAAGGUUGUGCGACCUUACAUUGUGUGUGCAGUGGUGAGGAAUUUGAAUCUUGUUGACAUGGAUGCUUUAAAAAAGUUCAUCAAUAUUCAGACGAAACUUCAUGAAAGUGUUUGUGACCAAAGAACAGCGGCUACAAUUGCCACACAUGACCUAGCAUCUUUAGCUUUCCCCCUGGAAUAUGAAGCUUGCCCUCCAGGUGAUAUUCAGCUGGUGCCUUUAGGAAGACACAAGGAAUUAACUGCUGAACAGUUGAUAACAGACCUGAGAGCAGAAGCCAUGAAACAAAAACAGAAAACAAAGAGAAAUCCUUUUAAAAGUGGACUUUUUAAGUAUCUUAGUCUCAUCGAAGGAGCAGAGUCAUAUGCUGUUUUAAGAGACUCUAGUAAAGCUGUUGUGUCUCUACCUCCAGUUACCAACUGUGAUAAGAGUAAGAUCACGGCAAAAAAGAUCAAUGUACUUGUGGAGGUAACAUCACCAGUCAGUCUUGAAACUUGUAAGACUGUAAUGGACAGUGUAAUCAUGAUGAUGCUUGAAGUUGGUUUGUUUUCAGAGGCUAACUCUCUGGUGGAUGAUGAAGAAUAUGCAACUUCCUCAACAAACCAAGAGCUUGUUAUUGAACAAGUUAGAGUAUUUGGCAAUGAUGGACAGCUCAGAGUUGUCUAUCCAUCAAGAGUUGACCUGCAGUUAGAGUCAGUUAAAGUUAUUCAUCCAGAAAAAGUUUAGGAAUAAUUAUGUAACAAGAUUUAGAUGGGUACUCAAGAGUCUUGUCAAACUUGUACAACUCACUUUGGACUUAAACUUCAAAAUACUGUUAGCCAUUUGCCUCAAGGGUAAUAGGGCCCAUUCUCAAUUGGCUUGGUAUGAGCACCCCCCCCCCCUUAAUCACUUAAUCACUUCACUCCUAAUUCUUGGGGUAAAGUAAUUUUACACUUCAACCAGCCAUGUGGCUCAGUUUUGGCCUGUUAUUAUGCCUGGCAUGAGUUACAAUAAUGCAUGUGAAAUCCUUUGCAUAACACCAAUGGUGGAUCGUUUUGAUUCAUUAUGUAAGAAGCGUUUUUAUAGCCUGGCAUGCAAUAAAGAUCAUAUUAUGCUGAAGAGCUUACUUCUGUCAUUAUAUUAGAAAAUACAGUAUGCCACAUGUCCACACCAAUAGGCUAAAGAACUCGUUUAUGCUUGCAAUGGGUGCCAAGAAAAUUAAAUUUUAUGGGUUAAUUUUUGUUGGUGGAACUUGUCACAUAGGUUAUUUUCCAAAUUAUUUAUCAGCGCUAGCUGUAAAAAAUGUGUCAAGGUUUUAUUAUAAUGGUUAUCAUUUACUAGAUCACUUUAAACAUAGUUUGCAUCUAUAUUAUACUUUAAUCAUUAUUGUAACUUUUAUAAAUCUUAGUAGGUAAAGAAUUUCAUAAUUCAGCCGAUGAGCUGCAAUGUACCUACCUACCUACCUACCUACCUACCUAAAAGCAAAGCCAUAGAAGUAAAUGUUUGCGCUGAAGUAAA